Penicilliopsis zonata CBS 506.65 is the source of this 5858-nucleotide messenger RNA. RefSeq lists its product as hypothetical. Gene Ontology annotation, biological process: regulation of actin cytoskeleton organization; regulation of GTPase activity. The record is from RefSeq and is a predicted model, not a curated record. NCBI's taxonomy places the organism in Eukaryota, Fungi, Ascomycota, Eurotiomycetes, Eurotiales, Aspergillaceae. Gene Ontology annotation, molecular function: calmodulin binding; actin filament binding; GTPase activator activity. Bases 415 to 5760 code for a protein of 1781 amino acids. The transcript is spliced from 3 exons. Gene Ontology annotation, cellular component: cytoplasm.
CCUCCCCACCAUCAACAGCCGAUAGUCAUCAUCUUUUGCUGGAGCAUGGUCUGCAGUAGCGCUGUCUAGGACAACAAGCAAGCAGAGAGAGAGAGAGAGAGAGAGAGAGAUAGCUCACACAGCAGGCCUGCGUCGUGUUCGUUAUUUCUUGAACCCCUCCUUUCCCCCAGCACGAGGGAGGCAGAGUGACUCCAUUCCCUGCCCACCAGGCAAUGCAGAGACUCCCUUGAUUCAGCAUUCCGCCACAGUCUGACCUCCGCAACAACACUUGAUCUUUCUCUUUCCUUUACCUUAUUUUUUUUUUUUUCUUGUCUAGACGCUGCUUCGCUCAGAAGCAGGUAUGCGGCCAAUUGAUCCCGACAGCUUUAUAAUUCCACCUAAUCGUGCAUUCCUGAGUACGAGAUAACUUCAAUAAUGUCGACCCAAUUUCCCUCGCUCCGAAAAACGCAGACAGAUCUUCCAGCUUCAGCACCGAGUCCGCUUCGCCAUGGCUCGAACGCGUCAACUACCUCCUCAAUCUACUCCCUGUCGUCCACUUCGCAAGUCCCGAGCCGCACAAGCACUGUCUCCUCGAAUGCGUCAUCGGUCGGGCCAUUACAGCACAAUCUGAGCCAUAAGCGAGGCAAGAGUGAACUAGGCGCCAUGGUCUCUGGACCCCCCGCUGCGAACGCAGCGGCAACAUAUGAGAAUAUCCGGCGGUCUUUACGGCCGUUGUCACAGGCCCCGAAUGUCUCAUCUCCACCGGUCACGAAACAACAACCCGCGAGUUUCCGUCAUUCAAGGAGCCAUACCGUCGAUGAUACUCAUCACUGGAAGGACAAGCGUCCGCAGACUCCAGAAUACCGGGGGGCCGAUCGCCAGGAAAAUAUCGCAUCCCCCGGUAAUCCGAGUGCACCGCAGACCCCUCCGCGUCAUGGUUCGCCGCUGCCGAAAUCCCCUCACGCCGUCUCCCCUCGUGCUCAAUCGCCACGGGUCCGACCGCAGCACUCGCAUAGUUUGUCGAAUCCUCAGCCUCCGCCGCUGACCGCCACCUGGUCCACACCGGAACUCGAAACCUUCCAGAAAUCAUCGACCGGCCAUCUCCGCACCCUGUCGAGGUUUGCGCAGUCGGGAGAGGGCGAAGAACUGGCACUGGGGGGCGCAACGACGUCUGUGAUCGGCCUUCAAGGCAGACGCCGACUGAAGCGCGCCGACUCUGUUGCGGUGCCUUAUGGAAAGCACAUAGCACAGCGACCCAGUGUUUCGUCCUGGUCCGCUGGGAUUUGGAUGGACAAGCAACGGCAGUUUUUACAGGCAUAUGAGUAUCUGUGUCAUAUAGGUGAAGCAAAGGAGUGGAUUGAAGAAGUGAUUCACCAGACCAUCCCGCCUAUUGUCCAGCUCGAAGAGGCUCUCCGCGACGGCGUCACACUAGCGGAGGUCGUCCAGGCCAUGUACCCAAACCGGACGUUUCGGAUCUUCAGGAGCCCCAAAUUGACGUAUCGGCACUCCGACAACAUUGCUUUGUUCUUUCGAUUCCUAGACGAGGUCGAACUGCCGGAGCUCUUCCGCUUUGAGCUCAUCGAUCUGUAUGAAAAGAAAAACAUACCAAAGGUCAUCCACUGCAUCCAUGCCCUGUCAUGGCUGCUUUAUAAGAAAGGGAUCGUCGAUUUCAGAAUGGGCAAUCUUGUUGGCCAGCUUGUUUUCGAACACCACGAACUCGAAGAGACUCAGAAAGGUCUGGACAAGGCGGGUGUUAGCAUGCCCAGCUUUGCAGGAAUGGCCGCCAACUUUGGAGCAGAACCAGAACCAGAACCGGAACCGGAACCGGAACCAGAGCCGGUUGAGUCAGAAGAGGAUCGCAUCGAGAGAGAACUGCAUGAGAAUGAGGUAUCGAUCACGGACUUCCAGUCGCAAAUCCGAGGUGCCAUCCUCAGGCUCAAACUCGGCAAUGUGAUGAACGAGCUGUGGGAGUUCGAACCCAUGUUGGUCGAGCUGCAGGCGCGACUGCGUGGAGAUUGGGCCCGACAGAUUGUCCGGUAUCGAUUGAAUAUGCGCCACUUCGCUAUUGAUCUCCAGGCAAUAUGCAGAGGUUUUGUCGUUCGCUCUCGCCAGUCCGCCGACCGAAGCUGGCGAACGGCACAAGAAUCCGACAUCUUGCUCCUCCAGAGUCUUAUUCGUGGCGCCAAAGCCAGAUCUGAGACGAAGACAAUUCAACAUCACAUGCAAAGAGAGGUGGCCGGUGUCAAGUCCAUCCAGGCAGCUCUAAGAGGCGCCUUGCAACGCCAACGUCUUUCGAACCAGCGUCACGAGACUGCCAACUCGGAGCCUCAACUCAGACUCUUGCAAGCCGCCAUUAGGGGCGCUCUCUUACGAAAGAUGGUGUUCGACCAAGUGGAGGAGACCAGGGAUGCCGAGAAAGAGGUCGAGAAGAUGCAAGCCUUGAUCCGAGGUGCUAUGAAACGAAAACAACUACGUGCCCAGCAGGGUAACAUGGAAAAGACUGGCAAUCUCAUGCAGUUCCUUCAGGCCCAUGUUCGAGGUAUGCUUACACGGCAUUCGGUUUCAGAGACGCAAUACCAUCUCGCGAGUGAAAAAACUGUGAUCACCCGUCUUCAAGCCUUGGUUCGAGGCAUGCUUACCCGACAUUCAGUCUCGGAGAUGCAACACCUUCUCGAGAGCGAACACGCCGUGGUCACUUGCCUUCAGGCACAGAUUAGGGCCAUCAGAGUACGCGAGCGCCAGUCGCGUCUGCUCAAAGCCCUUGAAGAUAGAAAUGAAGAUUGGAUAGCUUUACAGUCUGCUGCCCGUGCAGCCUAUCUCAGAGAGGCCGUCUCUGCUCUCAGGAAGAAUCUCUCUGAACACACUGAAUCAUUCAUUUUACUCCAGAGUAUCUCAAGAGCCAAUUCCGUGCGUGAGUCGAUCAAACUUCAACAACAAGCGCUGUCGAAAGAGGAGCCAUCAAUCCUGGAUCUGCAGUCGAUGGUCAGAGGCUUUAUGUUGCGAAACCGAGUUAGAGCCGACCUUGCCGCCUUGCAAGAGCAAGACCAUAUCAUCGUUGAGCUCCAGUCCCUUGCCCGCGCUGCAGUGCUUCGAAUCGAAACGGGUGACAUUCUACACCAGCUGGACGACUGCGAGGAGGAGGUCAUUCAACUCCAAGCUUUGGCAAGGGCUAUGCUAGUGCGGGUGGAAGUUGGACAGGUCCUGAGCGACCUCGAUGCAGAGGAGGAAACGAUUUUAGAUCUUCAAACCUGCAUCCGAGGAAUGCUCGUUCGCUCCCGUUUUGAGGAAAAACGCCAGUACUACAGGGCCAACAUGGAAAAAGUCAUCAAGGUUCAGAGCUUCGUUCGUGGUAGGAUUCAAGGCCAGGCGUACAAGAGUCUCACGACCGGCAAGAAUCCGCCAGUCGGAACCGUGAAAGGCUUUGUCCAUCUUCUCAACGACAGUGAUUUCGAUUUCGAUGAAGAAAUCGAAUCCGAGCGGCUGAGAAAGCUGGUAGUCCAGCAGGUUCGACAGAAUGAAAUGGCCGAACAGUAUAUCAGCCAACUCGACAUCAAGAUCGCCUUGCUGGUUAAGAACAAGAUCACACUCGACGAGGUGGUUAAACAUCAAAAACACUUUGGCGGUCACAUCGGCAGUUUGCUAUCCAACAAGGACAUCUCGUCCAAGGAUCCGUUUGAUCUCAAAGCACUGAACAAAAACUCGAGGAGGAAGCUGGAACAGUACCAGGUGUUCUUUUUCCUCUUGCAGACACAAUCCCAGUACCUGGCACGUCUCUUCCGAAGGCUACGUGAGUUGAACACGGCAGAGAAGGAGUACGAGCGAAUUCGGCACUUGAUGAUGGGCCUCUUUGGGUAUUCUCAGAAGAGACGCGAGGAAUACUAUCUGAUCAAGCUUCUUGUGCGCUCUGCCCGAGAGGACAUUGAUUGCUUCAGCUCCAUCCAAGAAUACCUGCGCUGCAACUCCUUCUGGACCAAACUGUUUGGCUCCUACGUCAAGUCUCCUCGGGACCGGAAGUUUAUGCGUGACGUUCUGGGCACGGUGGUGCGCGAGUGUGUUCUUGAAAACUCGGCAUUGGACCUCGAGAGCGAUCCACUGCAGAUUUAUCGCUCCGCGAUCAGCAACGAAGAGCUUUCCACUGGCCAGCGCAGCCGCCGACGACCGGAUAUCCCUCACGAAGAGGCCAUCCGCGACCCCGAAACGCGGGCCAUGUUUAUCCAGCACCUACAGGACCUCCGUGAUAUAGCCGACCAGUGUUUCUCAGCUUUGGAAGAAUCCUUGCACCGUUUACCCUUUGGAGUUCGCUACAUCGCGCAGCAGAUUUAUGAAUCCCUCCUCUCCCGAUUCUCCAACGAAGAUCCAGGGCUGGUCCUGCAGACGGUGGGCCACUGGGUCUGGAAGAAUUACUUCCACCCUGCGAUGCUUGAGCCCGAGAAAUACGGAGUGGUCGACCGGGGUUUAACCCAGGAGCAGAAGAGAAACCUGGCAGAGAUUUCCAAGCUGAUUUCCCAAGUAGCCUCUGGAAGGCUCUUCGGAGCCGAGAACGUCUAUCUUCAACCUCUUAACACCUAUGUUGGAGAAUCCAUCCAGCGUCUCGGCCAAAUCUGGGGUAACCUGAUCUCUGUCCAAGACGCCGAGUCCUACUUUGAUAUUGAUGAAUUCAAUGACCUUUACGCAAAAACGAAACCUACUUUAUACAUCAAGAUGUCGGAUAUUUUCUCCAUUCACCAGCUUGUCAACUCCCAGAUACAGUAUAUCUGCGCCAAUACUGACGACAUUCUGAAAGAGGUCCUUCGGGACCUGGGCAAUGUCAAGACGAAUGAGAACGAGCUGAUGAGCGUGAAUUCCGCCGAAAUCAACCUAACCUUGAAUCCCAAGCUGGCACAGUCAGAAGAUCCGGAAGCCGACAUCAAAGCCCUGUUCAUGGAAACGAAACGCUGUGUUCUUUUCAUCAUCCGAGUUCAGACUGGGGACAAUCUGUGGGAGAUUAUGGUCAAGCCACUCACUCCAGAGGACGAGGAAAGAUGGAGAACGUUGGUCCGUGACGAGUUGAUCACAAGUAACCCCCGACGCCGGGCCUACUCGGAAACCAAUACCCUGGUUGAUAUUGCCUCUCUGAGUUACGCGGAGCUGAAACGAAUGGCUCUUGAGAACAUUCUCCAGUUGGAGCAAGCCCACAAGAUCAGUCGAGAGAACCAUUACCAGGACCUGCUCAAUGCUAUCGCAAUUGAUAUUCGCACCAAACAUCGCCGUCGAAUCCAGCGAGCACGAGAGCUCGAAGGCUCCCGGUUGACGUUGGCCCGGUUGAACGACCAAGCUCUAUACCUAGACCAGCAACUCAAGACAUACAACGACUACAUUGAGCAAGCGAUGAUCACGUUGCAGAACAAGAAGGGCAAGAAGCGGUUUUUGUUGCCCUUCACCAAGCAAUGGGACCAUCAGCGCGAGCUACACAAGUCGGGCAAGGUCUUCAAGUUUGGGUCCUACAAGUACUCUGCUCGCAACCUUGCCGACAAGGGAGUCCUGGUCCAGUGGAAGGGCUACACAGAACGCCAGUGGGACCGAGUCGACCUGACGAUUUCCAGCAAUGAGGUCGGCGUCUUCACCAUCGAUGGCAGCAGCGGCAACAUGAUGAUCCCCGGAGCGAAUGCACAGGUCCCUCUGGACGAUCUGCUACAGGCCCAAUUUAACAAUACUCAGUUCUUGGACUUCUUUGAGGGCCAACUCCGAGUGAACGUCAACAUCUUCUUACAUCUCAUCAUGAGGAAAUUCUACAAUGAAUAAGGAGGAGUUUCGAUGACUCUCUUCUCAACGACUAUUGAUAGGCGAAGGCUUCCUCCCCUCUCCCCCCCCCCCCCUUUUUUUUUUUUUUUCUUUCUUUU